This is a messenger RNA of Zophobas morio, 7977 nucleotides long. RefSeq names its product still life (gene Sif). Gene Ontology annotation, cellular component: synapse; membrane. Gene Ontology annotation, molecular function: guanyl-nucleotide exchange factor activity; protein binding. Gene Ontology annotation, biological process: positive regulation of axonogenesis; small GTPase-mediated signal transduction; activation of GTPase activity. Bases 389 to 6511 code for a protein of 2040 amino acids. The record is from RefSeq and is a predicted model, not a curated record. Lineage: Eukaryota; Metazoa; Arthropoda; Insecta; Coleoptera; Tenebrionidae. The transcript has 31 exons.
UCGAGUCGUGGUCAAACCACCGCAAAUAUUUAUUUACAGUUUUUUCCGGGGCGACCGGAGCGCAUCGCAGCCGCCGUGCCGAGGGGGCCCGACCACGUGACCGUUCUCCCGCUUCGGCCCCCAUGCCGCAGCCCCCGUGCCGGCGCAUUUAGUGUCAGUUUUUUACCGUUUUCGCCGACAACGCAAGAUGGGAGCAAAAGGGAGCGUCGAAGCCGCCAAAAUCAAUGCACAGAACUGGAAUAACCUGGAGCAUAAACACAACAAACCCGCACACCAGCGGUCCCAGUCUUUGAACCGUGGCGUUCGUGGUCAGUGGGGCUCCAGGGGGCCCGAGUUCAAUACCGAAAUGUGGUGACAGCGGGGACAGUGCCAGUGCCCAGCGGCGGCGAUGGGCAACAAACUCAGCUGUUCGUGCGCACCGCUCAUCAGGAAGGCGUACCGAUAUGAGGACUCGCCGUGGCAGACGUCAAGGCGUCGCGACGGUCAUCUACUCAGGCUGUGGGCGGAAGUGUUCCAUGUCUCUGCGAGUGGCGCUGGUACAGUAAAAUGGCAGCAAGUUAGUGAGGAUCUCGUGCCUGUUAACAUCACCUGCAUUCAGGAUUCGCCGGAAUGCGUCUUUCACAUAACGGCCUACAACUCGCAGGUCGACAAAAUCCUGGAUGUGCGGCUGGUCCAGCCCGGUAGGGAUCACCAAUGCAAACCCGUCGCACCCGAUCCAAGCAAGACCCAAACAAAAGGGACGCGGAUAGGCCAGGCCUCCGAGUGCUUCGUCUACUGGAAAGAUCCCAUGACCAACGACACGUGGGGCUUGAAUUUCACCUCGCCCAUCGAUGCAAAACAGUUCAGAGAAUGUUGUUGUGAUUUGUUGCAGUCGCCCUCGUUUAAGUUCUCGCGGAAGGCGUCGUCUUCCUACUCGCUCAAGCUGGAACCGCCGAACAAGCAGAAGUUCAAGACGAAACGAAAGCCUUUGAGCACGCCCGCGUCGCCGAGCCGGGCUCGGGAGCCGCAGUGCACGUGCAUGACAGCAGAGCAAUACGCAAGACUGAGGGCACAGGACCCACGCUAUAGAGGAUCGUCGACUUUGCCUCGGGCGCAAACGCGCGCCACCGACACGGACGGAAGAACCGACAAAGUCACCGCUGCCACUUCUUCCACUAGUCUAUAUGAUAACGUUGGUGCUACACAAACCGGUUCUACACAAGGUGACGUUUGUGAUAAAACUAUGCUUGCUAUAGGUACUAAAGGGACACAAAGAGAGGGGAGCCAGACGCGCCAGAUGCGCGACCGCGGGGUGCAGCAGCAGUCGCAGGAGACCAGCACGAUGACAUCCAACACGGCUACCGGACCAAAGACCGUGACGGCGUCUGUGGGUACCCAGAACAACGUCGGUUCACAGGUCGUUCAGACUGAAACCCAAUCGCAGACGCAGACCACGGAGUCGACGAAGACGGAGGGGACCCAAGCCGGGGGGACCCUCCAGAUGAACACGAAGACGUCGUCGACGUCCACGCGGCCGCCGCUGCGCGAGAACGCGCACCACGUGCUCACCAACACCAAGUCGGUAGACUACUCGGACAUGGACAUGCGCGAGAUGGACAUGCGGAACGCACACCACCACAACCUCCUCAACAACAACAUCAGCAGCAGGCGGAACAAGUCGAAGAGCACGGAGGACAUGAAUAGGGAGAAUAGUAUGAGUUUGGAUAGCAACACGCUGAAGAGGAUGCUCAAGCCGAUGCCGAGCGCGGAGAGCCCGGUCACGUCGCCCGAGAUGGGCAGGCGGAGGUACAACUACUACAAUAAUCACCACCACAGGCACCCGAACAACAACGGGCGGCACUCGGAGCCGGAAUCGGGACACCCGCAUCCACGGUCAGCGAUGGCGCAGAAUUCGAGAUUCUCGGGAUCUAGCUUCAAUUAUAGGUCGUCGCACGAAAUCGGGCGCGGGUAUCCCGGUCGGGGGUUGUACCUGGAGCUCGAGCGAGGCGCCUGUGGUGACCUGUCGCCGCCUUCCGACAACGUUCUGUUCGAUAAUCAGUGUUACGCCACCACUCCCAGCUCGAGCAACGGCAACUCGGACCCGGAGCAAGGGGGCCACCACUACGGGAGACCGUCGAGGCACAUCCACCACCAGAACGCCAACAACACCCCGACGCCCGGGUCUCCCACCAGCCGCCUCCUCCUCGAGUACGAAAUGCACCUGCGCAACACCCUCGCCAAAGGCAUGGACGCCGAAAGCUACAGCCUUCACACCUUCGAAGCUCUCUUAACCCAGAGCAUGGAGAACUUAGAAUUCGCCGAAAGCCUCCCCGGCUCAACGCAACGCAGCCCUUACCCUUCCCGAAAACGACCGUCAUCUAGCGCUUCCAUGAAUAAAUCCUCGACGCUUCCUUUGUCGCACCGUUUGGGGACGGCGGCCCGAGAACGAGACCGAGAACGCGACGGCUACUACAGCGACAGAAACGAACUGCUGCGGGAACGAGAGAAAGACAGAGAGCGCGACCGGGGGUACUUGAGCGACCACAACUCGAGUUUUAGCUCGAGGUGCGCCUCGUGCAUCGGGGAGUCCAGCCGGGCCCAGUGGUUCCGGCACUCCGACGGCUGGAGAUCCGGAAGCUCGAACUUCGGCUCGGGGCAGACGCUGCCGCAAGGUCACAAGAGGUCGCCGUGGGACUCGCUGCCCUCGCUCAGGCAGGAUAGUAGCCUUAACGAUAGCGGCUACAAGAGCAAUCGGGCGGACAGCUUCGAACAAAGGGGCAUGUUCGACCGCCAGGACAGUUUGCGAUCGGAUUACAUGAGUGAUAGAGAGUCUUCCAGAUAUGGAAUAGUCCAGCAGGCAUCUAUCGAGAGCGCCGAUUCGAGGUUGUGCUAUCUGACGUCGUCAGAGAUAUCCGACGAUGAUCGCAUGUCGCUGACGACAGCCGUGUCCGACGAGGAUGACGGCGAGAGCGUCAUGAACUCCCCUUACAAAGCCAAGCAGACGGGGACUGCUGCAGCAUCUUUCAACUGCACCGGUGCGGUGAGAAAGGCGGGAUUCCUCAGCGUGAAGAAAUGGCUUCUGAGGAAGAAACACCAGAUCGAGCUGGCGCGGAAGCGCGGCUGGAAGGGCUACUGGGUGUGCUUGAAGGGCACGACGCUGCUGUUCUACCCUUGCGAUUCGCGCGAGGGCCGCUCGGUGGAGGCGGCGCCCAAACACCUCAUCAUCGUGGACGGGGCCAUCAUGCAACCCAUCCCCGAACACCCCAAGCGGGACUACAUCUUCUGCCUGAGCACGGCGUUCGGUGACGCCUACUUGUUCCAGGCGCCCUGUCAGGUGGAGUUGGAGAACUGGGUGAACAGCAUACACAGCGCUUGUGCUGCGGCAUUCGCAAGACAUCGAGGUAAAACCGGGACCCUCCAUCUCCUCCAAGAGGAGAUCUUCCGGUUGGAGAAAGCCAUAGAGACCGAUUACAAGCUCAAGCACAUGGCCGAGAUGCAGCAGAGCGUGGUAGGCGACUCCGACGCCCGCCAACAGAUCGCCAACCAAGUCAUCCAGUGGGAGGAGAACCUGGAGCGGCUGCACUGCGAGCAGUUCCGGCUGCGGUGCUACAUGGCGAGCCUCCAAAGCGGGGAACUGCCCAACCCUAAGUCCUUACUGACGCACGUGUCGAGAGCAACGAAGAAUACCUUAAACAAACUGGGAGUGUUCACCGUUUCCUCGUUCCAUGCCUUCAUUUGCGCCAGGAGUCCUUCCCUACUCAAUAAUUUACUGGCGGGUCGGGGCGCCACGAAGCGCCGACCUCCGCUGCUGUCCAGAUCCAACAGCGGCUCGAGCCGGAGGUCCCUCCAGAUAAAUUCGCGCGAAGAAUCCGAAAAGACCGUUAAGGUGUCACUACCAGAUUCUGCAACAGCUACGGUUUACGUGAGGGAAUCCAUGUCUGUCGAGGAAUUCUUAGCCAGUGCUUGCGCCCGGAAAAAUCUCAGCUGCACGGAACAUUUCAUCAGAGUGAAAAAGAGGAGAGAGAUGGAAGACCACAACUACUUCGUGCCACACAGGAGCGACCUGAUCGACACAUACCUGCACACCCACGAGGUGGUCGAAGUCUGCGCCAAGAUCCUGUACCAAGUGGAGCUCUCCAGGAGCACCCUGGAGCAGAUGUGGGGGUUCAGCGUGGAGGCGGAACUCGUGGAGAACGCAGACCGACAAGACGAGCUCUGCUGUUACGUCAGCAGGGUGGAGGACAAGAGCGUGGCGAUGCAAAACGGCAUAAUAAAGGGCGACGAGAUCAUGGUGAUCAACGGCGCCAUUGUGUCCGACCUGGACAUGAUGUAUUUGGAGAGCGUCCUCCAAGAGGAGUUGGCUUUGUGCAUGAUGAUGAGGUCGUCCAGGACCGAACCGCCCGAUUUGGCCGGGAUCCUGCGGGCCACGGACGACAUAAUCGAAAGUUUGGUGUGUCCGCCGCCCCCUUCGGAGCCGCCCGCCAUCAGCGAGGAGAUGAUUUCCGGACUCAUCGUGCCUGCUCCAGGUUGGAGUAAAGACCGCUACGCCACAGAAUCCGAGAACCCGCCCUCCUCGCUGACGGACUCCGGGAUUAAAGUCAGCUCUCGCACCAACUCCUUCGAGAUCGAGAACUUGCUGAAAACCGCCGAGCAAGUGACAGGAUUUUGCCGGUCGCCUAUAGAAACUCGCAAAUCCAGCCCUACCGGAAGUCUGGUUAGCAACACCUCGCAGACUCUGCUGACGCCAUCCCGGCAGUUAACCGACGCCGAGAAAUUAAGGAAAGUCAUCUUGGAGCUGGUGGAUACCGAGCGCGCUUACGUCAAGCAUCUGAACAAUUUGCUCGAGAACUACUUGGAGCCCCUCAAGAAGGAGACCUUCCUCUCCAACGCCGAGAUCAACGCGCUGUUCGGCAACAUCCAGGAGAUCGUGACGUUCCAGCGCCAGUUCCUGCAGAACCUCGAGGAAGCGCUCGACCUCGAGCCGGAUUUCCAUAAAUUUGAAUACAGUAGCCAAUUUAAAAAUGUUUUAUUUUCCAUCGGGAGCGCAUUUUUGUAUUAUGUAAAUCACUUCAAAUUAUACAGCUCGUUCUGCGCUAGUCACAGCAAGGCCCAGAAAGUCCUGCAUCCGAACGAGGGGAACCAGGCGCUGCAGGAAUUCCUGGCGGCGCGCAAUCCCAAACAGCAGCAUUCCUCGACGCUGGAAUCUUAUCUGAUCAAGCCGAUACAGCGGAUAUUGAAGUAUCCGCUGCUGCUGCAGCAGCUGCGGAAUCUGACCGAUCCCAACACGGACGAGCACCAGCAUUUAGUAGAGGCCCUCAAGGGCAUGGAAAAGGUCGCCGAACACAUCAACGAAAUGCAGCGGAUCCACGAGGAGUACGGGGCCAUCUUCGACCAUCUCUUCAGACAGCACCAGAAGUCCUGCAAGCAGUCGAUCGAUCUAAGUCCCGGGGAUCUACUCUACUAUGGCGGGGUGGAGUGGCUGAACAUCUCCGACUUCCUGGGUAAAAUCAAAAAGGGUCUGGAACUACACGCGAUGUGCUUCGUCUUCAAAACCGCCGUCGUAUUCCUGUGUAAAGAGAGACUGAGACAGAAAAAGAAACUUAUGGGCGUUUCGAGCAAAGGUUCCUCGUCCGAAGUAGAAAUUAUUCGCUAUCAAGUGCUCAUUCCUGUAACCGAAGUUCAAGUACGAGCUUCUUCCGCCAAGGAUAUGGAUUCUCAUUUCCUAUGGGAACUGAUUCACUUAAGAAGUCAAUUACAGAGGAGAUCGGAGAAGGUCUACGUUUUGUCUAAUAGCACGGCAGACUUCAGGAACGCCUUCCUGAAAACGAUCAGGCAGAUCAUAAGGGAGUCGGUGAGGAAUAUGUCGAUACCGUCGACGAAACCGGGAUCGGGACCCGGGAUUCUCCUGGUAACGGGACACAAGGGGGAGGUCCUCAACAGUCAGACUUUAGAGAGACCGGCAACGAAGACUGUGAUAGUGCAAGGCUCGCACACGUUGGGUAAGACGAAGAAGUCCAAAGCGUCGCAAAGACACUCGUCGGGAAACAUAGACUACGAUAACAUCAGUCAAGAGGGGGACGAACCUCCAGCCACUACUUUCAGGUCGAGGAGCAAAACCGUGGGAGACGCCGCAGAUCCGCCGAAACGGCCGGAACAUGAAAGGAACGACGCCGGAUUCAAGUCGGAAGGGGAGGAGGACUCCCAAGGGGGCCCGGCGAAGACCAAAGCGACGCUAGGGCGGACUCCCAAUCAUCUCACUCUGAGCACGACCUCCACUUUGUCUGCCGGCAGCACGGGGAGCCAAGCUCGCCUGAUCCAGUCGUCGCACGCUCCGGAGAACUUCCACCCCAUGCAGACCGAAGAACUAGGGUCGCCUGUGUGGAAGCCAAGAGACAGUAGUUUAGAGGCAUCCUCAACCACCCUCCCGCGCAAAGGCAGAGACCACAGUAUGGCCGCUUUAAGCGCCUCGCGUAAGUCCCUCGUCGAGACCACAACCGGGCUAGAAAUACACAAUGCGUAUAACCAGCAGUAGAGAUAAAUAUCAACUGUUUGUAUGACGAAAGCCGGAUUUCGAGAGGGUCCGGCGCUGCGCCUCAUACAGAUGGACUGUUUAGACAAAACCAAACCAAAAUCGAAUUGUUAACGCUGUACAAGUUAUUAAAAUAAUUGUUAAUAUUUGUGACUACCGACUGAGAUUGUCACUGUGAGUUUUGUUUGUCCCCUUGAAGCCCCGAGAUUGUUUAAACUUAAGGGAUUAAUGAGGAAUAAUUUUAAUCAUUUUAAGAUUUAUAUGCGACUCAUGUUGUUGUACCAAGGAUGACUCAGUAUUACAGGGGUAUAAAUCAUUCUUAUAUACUUUUAGAAUGUUUAUGCAUAUUUGCGAAAUCUUUAUAGAAGUAAUUUUUAUUGCAUCAUAGAUAUGAUAUUUCGUUAUUGAAUGAAGAAUCUAUCAAAAUGUGCCCACUUAGAAGAUUUAGGUUUACGUCAGACUCUUUUACUCAACUGCAAGCGAAAUUUAAGCACCCUUUCUUUGUGGGCGCACCGUUUAUAAUUUUAGAUCUCAGAGAACAUAUUCCUAUAUACUAUUACGAUUUGUUGAAUUUGAAUGAGAUUUAUUUACCAUUAAACUAGUUUAACAGAGGAAUUUUUAACUAAAACAAACCUUAAUAUGUAAUUUAAUGCAAUCAAGUGAAUCAGUAGAGAGGGACUAGAACAUUGUCACAUUAUUAUUGAAUAUAUAAAAUUUAGAAAUAGUUGAUCCGUACGUAGGUUUAAUGAAAUAGAUAUGUAUUUUUAAAGAAAUACAUAUUAGUUUAAUAAUUUAAUAUAAACUUAUGUAAUAGACGCUGUACCCGCCGACGAGAUCCGUCAGCCACGGUCGCGAGACCACAUUUUUUUCUAUGAUUUUCACCCAGUGGCGUAACGCAUUUCGUCGCCGGCCAUAGAAAUACAAAAAGAUAACCGAACACAUGAUCUGCUGUCAACAAAAUGUUUAAUCGCACAAUUGAGUUAAGACAACAACCAACAAAACAACAUUACUUUCCAAACUUGGUGCGUAAAACUUUCAGUUUCCCAUCACCAAGUUGCUCAAGUGUAAUCCUAGUCGUACAUUAUUACUUUUGUAUUCCUAUUUUUUAUUGUGUAAGUGUUAUCAUUUGUAAAAAGCUCGCCUAAGUUCGACUCCCCUCCCCGAUCCCCGCCCCACCCCACGAUUUGGUUCAUAGUGAGACAAUUAGUACAAUUCGAAACGAAUGGUGAAGUUUGUCAAAAAAACGCGUCAGUGUUUUAAUGAAAAGUGCCAAAAUCAAAAGAAACGAAUUUAAAUCAUUACGUAUACUUAGCUACCUUCAUUUGACAAACUGUACUGUUCUCCGGUUACAUUCAUUUUCAUUUUCACUAGGAGUUAAGAUUUCCUGUAUGUCUGUAUGUAUGUAAAAUCAACAUAAAUGUGCGUAUGUAUGGACGAAGAGGAAAAUUUCAAAUAUACAACAAAAAUUA